Pangasianodon hypophthalmus (striped catfish) is the source of this 774-nucleotide messenger RNA. Its product is annotated as speriolin-like protein. The coding region runs from base 1 to 774 and encodes 257 amino acids. The transcript has 4 exons. The record is from RefSeq and is a predicted model, not a curated record. Lineage: Eukaryota; Metazoa; Chordata; Actinopteri; Siluriformes; Pangasiidae.
AUGGAUGAACGUGAGUUUAACGCCUCGCUGCUUCUUCAGAACGAGAAGCUCAGGCGUCAGGUGGAGGAUCUGAAAACGCUGCAGAGUGUGGUGAAGGAGAAUCUGGAGCUGCGCUCGAGGCUGGACAGCUUCCCCUCAAGCAGCGAUGCGGACGCGGAGAAAAGCGAGAUGAGCGCAGGGAGGAAACCCACGUUCCCGUGGCGUGACAGUCUUGUGGACGAGAGCUCAUUCAGAGCCGGUCUUAUCGCACCUCAUCGCACGUCGUCUUCGGCACGUCCUGACACGUCGUCCUCCUCGUCCCGCCAGACGGUGAAAGAUCCCGAGCGGUUGCUGGGGGAAAUCGCCUUCCAGCUGGAGCGCAGGAUCCUCUCCCACGUCUUCUACAAACAGACGAGACUGUACGGCUUCACCGUGCAGAACAUACAGGACAAGAUCAUCCAGGUGUCUACACAUCCUCUGACAGGACAGGUGGACGAGGCGUACAGGUCUGAGAUGACCGAGCGCCAUGUGGAUCUGAUGGAUCGGCUUGGUGCUUUGGGCUACAACACGACGCUCCAUCCUCCCUUCACCGAGUUCAUCAUCAACACGUACGGCAUCCUGAAGGAACGACCCGACACACACAUGGCUCAGGAGCGGGGCUACAACGACCUGGACCUCCUGCGGUGCGUGAUGGUGGAGAUGGCGCCGUCCAGCCUGCUGAAAGACCUGCUGGUGCUCUUCAGCUGCCUGUGCUACCUGGCGGAGAAGGACGGAAAGCCGAUCAUCCUGUGGUAG